AUGGCAGAUAGAAAGCAAGCAACGUGUAUUGCACCAGUGAAUAUUGCUGUCGUCAAAUAUUGGGGAAAACGAGAUGAAAAUUUAAUUUUGCCUAUCAAUUCUUCCCUAAGUGGUACUUUGAGUACUGAUCAGAUGUGUGCAAAAACCACUAUUGCAAUAAGUAAAUCAUUCCAACGUGAUCGACUAUGGAUUAAUGGAAAGGAACAAGACGCGACUGGUAAAAGGUUACAAAAUUGCUUGAGAGAGGUUAGAAGUAGGUGUGGUAGUGAAAUAGAAGGCUGCCAUUAUCACAUCUGUUCGGUUAAUAAUUUUCCUACGGCUGCUGGAUUAGCAUCUUCUGCUGCUGGAUAUGCCUGUUUAGGUGAAUACUUUGAAUACAAAGAAGGAAUUACUAAAAUACAAUUUACCAUUAGACAAGGUUCAGGUAGUGCUUGUAGAAGUAUGUACGGUGGAUUUGUAAAGUGGGAAAUGGGGAAUAAAAGCGAUGGAUCAGAUAGUAUUGCUGUUCAGGUUACACCUGAGUCGCACUGGCCUGAAAUGGAAGUCCUCAUUUUAGUUGUAAGUGAUAAAAAGAAAGGAGUAAGCAGUACAUCUGGAAUGCAGACUAGUGUGAAAACAAGUAAAUUAUUAAAGUAUCGCGCUGAGAGCUUGGUUCCUAAACUCAUGACAGAAAUGGAGACCGCAAUCCAACAGAAAAAUUAUCAAGCGUUUGCCGAGAUUACGAUGAAGGAUAGUAAUCAGUUCCAUGCUGUUUGUCUGGAUACCUAUCCACCCAUAGCCUAUAUGAACGAUAUUUCACAUAAGAUUGUUCAAUUGAUAACGCAUUUUAAUCAAUAUUGUGGAGAGUAUAAGGCUUGUUAUACGUUUGAUGCUGGGCCAAAUGCUGUUUUAUAUGUUCUAGCAAAAGAUGUACCGCAAAUUCUAUCUGCAGUAUGUCAUUAUUUUCCAUGCACAGAAAAUCAUGAUAGCUAUAUUCAAGGAUUAUCGAACUACUCUGAUGUAAAAGAAUUUCCAAAGGAAAUCGAAAAUACCAUCUGUCUAGAUCCAAUCCCUGGCAGUCUAACUGGAAUUAUCCAUACUCGGGUCGGUAGUGGACCACGUGUUAUAUUAGAUGAUAAUGAAAGUCUUCUCGGGGGUGAUGGUCUGCCAAAGUGCUAA
This is a messenger RNA of Trichoplax adhaerens, 1158 nucleotides long. RefSeq lists its product as uncharacterized. Gene Ontology annotation, molecular function: diphosphomevalonate decarboxylase activity. Bases 1 to 1158 code for a protein of 385 amino acids. Lineage: Eukaryota; Metazoa; Placozoa; Uniplacotomia; Trichoplacea; Trichoplacidae. Gene Ontology annotation, biological process: isopentenyl diphosphate biosynthetic process, mevalonate pathway; isoprenoid biosynthetic process. The transcript has 14 exons. The record is from RefSeq and is a predicted model, not a curated record. Gene Ontology annotation, cellular component: cytosol.